GAGAAUUUGACUAAUCUAAUGACAUUAAAUCUCUCAAAUAAUCAAAUUGAUCAAAUCAAAAUUGAUGAUUUUGAAAAUCUAAAAUCAUUAAAGAUUUUAGAUUUAAGCAUAAAUUUGCUAUUUAAAAAAUUUAUUAAAAAUACAAAAGAAAAUGAAGAAGAUUAUGAUAAUUACAAUGAAGAGUUAAUUAUUGAAUAUUUUGAAAAAUUACCAAAUUUAAAAUAUUUAUCAUUAGAAAAAGAUGUUCUAGUUGAAAAUUUUAGGAUUCCAGAAUUUGAAUUUAAAAGAACAAUUUCUGAUAAUAUAAGUCUUUAUUCUGUUGAUUGAACAAAAGUUGAAAAAAAAGACAAACUAAGCAAGAAAACAAAUCAUCAAAUCAUCAAAUCAUCAAAAAAUGAAGUUAUUUUAGACUAAUAAAGUAUUAUUUUUUUGCAAAAUGAAUAUAUAGGUCACUGCUUAUAUAAACCGAAAAAAUGCCAGAAAAAAAGUGGAAAUAAUUUCAAAAAAUUGGUUUACAAUCACAAUUUGUUUUUGGUUAGUAGUAUAUGAUACGCUAUAGCUUCGAGCUCUUCUCCAAUAGAGCCUUCUUGAGUGUCUGGGGAUACACACCAGGGCCUGU
Molecule: messenger RNA, 619 nt
Organism: Ascoidea rubescens DSM 1968
Lineage: Eukaryota; Fungi; Ascomycota; Saccharomycetes; Ascoideales; Ascoideaceae
Exons: 1
Coding region: 19-327 (102 amino acids)
Source: RefSeq, a predicted model, not a curated record